AUCGGUAGUUGAUUCCUUCUGCUGCCCUUUUGCUUUCUUUCUUGUACAACUUCUACAUAAUAUAUAUAUCAGCACUUUCCUCUCUCAAUUUAACGACGUAAAAUCAAAAAAGAAAUCAAAAAGUUCUUUUUAAAAGGAAAUGACCGCAAGUAGAAGAAGAAGAGAAGCUGAACCCUUGGUUCCAUGUCUAUGUUUACUGCUAAUAUUGGUAAUAAUAGUUGACAACGUAUCAGCCAACUUCUUUAAGCCUUUCAAUGUUAGUUAUGAUCACCGUGCUCUUAUCAUCGACGGUCACCGUCGUAUGCUCAUUUCCGGUGGCAUUCACUAUCCACGUGCUACUCCUCAGAUGUGGCCUGACCUAAUUGCAAAGAGCAAGGAAGGUGGGGUAGAUGUCAUUCAAACUUAUGUAUUCUGGAAUGGGCAUGAGCCAGUUAAGGGACAGUAUAUCUUUGAAGGACAAUAUGAUCUUGUAAAGUUUGUGAAGCUAGUAGGAGUGAGUGGACUAUAUCUUCAUCUUCGCAUAGGUCCUUAUGUUUGCGCCGAGUGGAAUUUUGGGGGCUUCCCAGUAUGGUUGCGUGAUAUCCCUGGAAUAGUGUUUCGAACAGACAAUGCUCCUUUCAUGGAGGAGAUGCAGCAGUUUGUUAAAAAGAUUGUGGAUCUGAUGCGAGAGGAAAUGCUAUUCUCUUGGCAAGGUGGUCCGAUUAUCAUGUUACAGAUUGAAAACGAAUAUGGAAACAUUGAACAUUCAUUUGGGCCUGGUGGAAAAGAAUAUGUUAAGUGGGCUGCCAGGAUGGCUCUAGGGCUUGGUGCUGGGGUUCCAUGGGUAAUGUGCAGGCAAACUGAUGCUCCUGGAAGCAUUAUAGAUGCAUGCAAUGAAUACUAUUGUGAUGGUUAUAAGCCUAAUUCAAAUAAGAAACCAAUACUUUGGACAGAGGAUUGGGAUGGAUGGUAUACGACGUGGGGUGGAAGCUUGCCUCAUAGGCCUGUUGAAGACCUUGCCUUUGCAGUUGCACGGUUUUUUCAACGUGGAGGGAGCUUCCAGAAUUAUUAUAUGUAUUUUGGAGGAACAAACUUUGCUCGGACUGCUGGAGGCCCAUUCUAUAUAACUAGUUAUGAUUAUGACGCUCCAAUUGAUGAAUAUGGUCUGUUGAGUGAGCCAAAAUGGGGACAUUUGAAAGAUCUGCAUGCCGCUAUAAAGCUUUGUGAACCAGCCCUAGUCGCUGCAGAUUCAGCUCAGUACAUAAAAUUAGGAUCCAAGCAAGAGGCACAUGUAUACCGUGCAAAUGUUCACGCAGAAGGCCAGAACUUAACUCAGCAUGGAAGUCAGAGCAAGUGCUCUGCAUUCCUUGCAAAUAUUGAUGAACAUAAAGCAGUUACCGUGAGAUUCCUUGGUCAAUCAUAUACUUUACCACCGUGGUCAGUGAGUGUUUUACCAGACUGCCGGAAUGCUGUAUUCAACACUGCCAAGGUUGCGGCACAAACUUCUAUAAAAUCUAUGGAGCUUGCUCUGCCUCAGUUUUCAGGUAUUUCUGCACCCAAGCAACUCAUGGCUCAAAAUGAAGGUUCCUAUAUGUCAUCAUCUUGGAUGACUGUGAAAGAGCCAAUUAGUGUUUGGAGUGGGAACAAUUUUACGGUUGAAGGCAUAUUAGAGCAUCUGAAUGUGACAAAGGAUCAUUCUGACUAUCUAUGGUAUUUCACGAGAAUUUAUGUUUCUGAUGAUGAUAUUGCGUUUUGGGAGGAAAACAAUGUUCACCCUGCAAUCAAAAUAGACAGCAUGCGAGAUGUGUUACGUGUAUUCAUUAAUGGCCAGCUUACAGGCAGCGUGAUUGGUCGUUGGAUCAAGGUAGUGCAGCCAGUUCAGUUUCAGAAAGGAUAUAAUGAAUUAGUACUAUUGUCUCAGACAGUGGGUUUACAGAAUUAUGGUGCCUUCUUAGAACGAGAUGGAGCAGGGUUUAGAGGCCAUACUAAGCUUACUGGAUUUAGGGAUGGGGAUAUAGACCUUUCAAACUUAGAAUGGACCUACCAGGUGGGACUUCAAGGUGAGAAUCAAAAAAUAUACACCACUGAAAAUAAUGAAAAGGCAGAAUGGACUGAUUUGACACUAGAUGAUAUCCCAUCAACAUUUACUUGGUACAAGACAUACUUUGAUGCACCAUCUGGGGCAGACCCAGUUGCUCUUGAUUUGGGGAGCAUGGGAAAGGGCCAGGCAUGGGUCAAUGACCACCAUAUAGGAAGAUACUGGACUCUGGUUGCUCCAGAAGAGGGAUGCCAAAAGUGUGACUAUCGGGGAGCCUAUAACUCUGAAAAGUGCAGAACAAAUUGUGGGAAGCCUACUCAAAUCUGGUAUCACAUUCCAAGGUCAUGGUUACAGCCAUCAAAUAAUUUACUUGUCAUCUUUGAGGAGACAGGAGGAAAUCCGUUUGAGAUUUCAAUAAAGUUGCGCUCAGCAAGUGUGGUCUGUGCUCAAGUGUCAGAAACCCACUAUCCACCUCUUCAGAGGUGGAUCCAUACAGAUUUUAUUUAUGGAAAUGUUUCAGGCAAAGAUAUGACACCAGAGAUGCAAUUACGGUGUCAAGAUGGAUAUGUUAUCUCCUCCAUAGAAUUUGCUAGCUAUGGGACUCCUCAAGGUAGCUGCCAAAAGUUUUCUAGAGGCAAUUGCCAUGCACCCAAUUCACUUUCUGUGGUGUCUAAGGCUUGUCAGGGAAGAGACACAUGCAAUAUUGCCAUUUCGAAUGCUGUGUUUGGAGGUGAUCCAUGCCGUGGCAUUGUCAAGACAUUGGCUGUUGAGGCAAAAUGCAGCUUAUCAUCAAGUGUUGGAUUUGCUCAGCAUUGAUGCCAAAGAACAUGGUAAAUUGGCAUUCAGUGACGUUAUCAGCUCCUGCCUGUGAUGAUGAAAUAUGUUUUUCAUGCCAAAUGCCAUGAUUAGGAUUCUCCAAGCCCUGGAGGACUGAAAGGAUGGUGGAAAUAAUAUUUAUACGAUUUGGGAAUAAUAUGAUAAGAAUGUUAUUCAAAUGAAUAACAUGCACAUAUUAACAUGUUCCUCAGAUAAUGUGCCUGUAUAACUGGCCGCUAACCAAUUUUAACCACCUGUCGUAUGCAUAAUCAUGUAGCAGUGCUCCUUCCAUAAUCCAAGUUGAUUACUCUUCUUCUCUCAAA
Molecule: messenger RNA, 3156 nt
Organism: Ricinus communis (castor bean)
Lineage: Eukaryota; Viridiplantae; Streptophyta; Magnoliopsida; Malpighiales; Euphorbiaceae
Product: beta-galactosidase 9
Exons: 19
Coding region: 140-2833 (897 amino acids)
Biological process (GO): carbohydrate metabolic process
Cellular component (GO): vacuole; cell wall
Molecular function (GO): carbohydrate binding; beta-galactosidase activity
Source: RefSeq, a predicted model, not a curated record